UUGGGGGAACUUUUUGGAUUUCUCGCGAGUCGCAGCAGCAGCUCCUCGAUCCAGCGCAGCAGACCACCGACGACAAGAUGGCGGAAGCAUUGACAAAGGCGGUAGUCCGCCAAGCACCCAACUUCAAGCUGGGAACGAAGCAAGUCUUCCUGCCGAACCAUGUCGUCACCCUCAUCCGCAAAGACCGCGCGCCGGCGAACUGGGCGACCUUCAACGUGCCCCUGACCUUCACAAAGUUCGACCUGCGCGACUACCUCUGGAACCUGUACGGCGUGGAGGUGACGGCGGUGCGGUCGUGGGUGAAGCAGUCGCCCAUCGAGCGCAAGGGCGCCUCGGCCGGCUACUACCGCCCGCAGAGCCAGAAGUUCAUGACGGUGCAGAUGACCAAGGCCUUUGUGUGGCCCAGCCCGCCCGGCGACCUCGAGCCGUGGAACAAGAAGCUGUGGGACGCGCGCGAGGCGACGUCGCAGAAGCAGGCCCGCGAGGACGUCGCCCGGCAGCUCGGCAAGCUGCCGUACCCGAGCAAGGACAAGGAGAGCGCCGAGCGCAAGAAGCUGCGCCGCGAGGCGGCCUUGCUGAUGGAAGGCAAGAAGGACUUCAAGAGUGACGUACAGUUGGACAGCAAGUGGGACCAGAUCGUCAAGGCAUCCAAGGGGAAGAAAAACUCAUCAUAAGGCAGAGCGAGGUUACUGGAGGAGGGGGCGGGGAGGGGGCAAACGGAUGACGGGGGUUGUUACGUGUACAAAAUCCAGGAGAGCACUUUGUUAACAUGCAGGUUGCAUGUUUUGUACAACACACGAAA
Molecule: messenger RNA, 802 nt
Organism: Colletotrichum navitas
Lineage: Eukaryota; Fungi; Ascomycota; Sordariomycetes; Glomerellales; Glomerellaceae
Product: ribosomal protein L23
Exons: 2
Coding region: 78-674 (198 amino acids)
Biological process (GO): mitochondrial translation
Cellular component (GO): ribosome; mitochondrial large ribosomal subunit
Molecular function (GO): structural constituent of ribosome
Source: RefSeq, a predicted model, not a curated record